UGUUUUUGGCUAAAACGUAAUUCUUUCAGUAUAUUGAAAUUCAAUGAAAUCAAAAUCUCACUGAAAGUUAAAAGCACUCACACCUGAAUUAGAGAGAGGCUGCUGCUCUGUCCUUUGUGAAUUGUGUCUAUUGGUUCUGAAUCUAGUCAUGCGACUACAUGGAGAGACGUCAUGCAUUCAGGCAACUUUUGAACUAUAAAGGGGCAUCAUCAUGUACUCAAAGUGUGAUGCCUUCUCUUUUGGCUCUUGCUGAGGGGCAUCUCGAGUCAUGGCUGUAUGCCCUGCUGAAGUGCACGGGCAAAAUUUCGUGUUUUGACCCUUUUUACAAAGAAAUUCGAGAUCUGACCCCUGUCUGAAACUAUUUCAGGAUCUGACCCUUUUGACUACCGCCAGGAGGGCCGGCGGUAGGUUUGCACGUCCUACCGCCAUCAUCAGUGGCGGUAGGCCCUCUAACGGCGACUGACAGCCGUCGGCGCGUACUGACGGGGGAAAGGGCCUACCACCACAGUCUGAGGCGGUAGGGUUCGGUGGCCUACCGCCCGAGGUAGUGGCGGUAGGUACCGAAGAGGCAAGUGAUGCUGCGGGCGGGCCCUACCCCACCCACCAGCCCGUUCUUCCUCCUCCCCUCGACUCGAACAGAGUCGAGCGCCGCCUCUCUCCUCAUCCCGAUCCCCUCCCUCGAUCUUCCUCUUCCCUCCACCAUUCUCGCGGAUCUUUGGGGCAAAUCGAAGAGGCCGGAACAUGGCGCCACCACCACCACUUGAUGAGGAUGAUGACUAUGAAGACCCACUUGAGGAAGCCAUCUGUGCUCAAAGAGUGAGGCUGAGCGAACGGGAGGUGUGCAACCUAUGGGACAACUUUCUGCCACGUGCUGAGUUGAUCGGGGCGCCAUUCGUGACCCGUCUGACAAGUACCAUGAUCGAUCGACAUGUCAUGAGCCUAUCUGAGAGUUGUGGCAUCGAGGCUGAUGAAGAAGGCUAUGCUGGAAUACGCCUUACCGCAAGGGGCCCCGUCACUACUUGUGCGUACGGCGUGGAAACGGACGGUCGCACACAUUUAAGCACAGAUGGGUGGAAGAGCUUCCUCGUUGACAAGAAUCUUCAUGUUGGACAGGCCAUCCUUAUUACUAUCAGGAAGACCAACCGUCAAGGCUUGAAGAUGAUGAUCGUCAUCGAUAUCAUCUAAACUAUAUAUGCGUGUGGCUGCUGAUGAUCGUCAUGUUUGAUUGCUACCUAUUUUGGCUUCGUGAAACUAUUUGGAUGUGAUCAAACUAUGUUAUGUUUAUGUCUAUGAAAUUGUGAUCAAACUAUGUUAUGUUUA
Molecule: messenger RNA, 1320 nt
Organism: Triticum dicoccoides
Lineage: Eukaryota; Viridiplantae; Streptophyta; Magnoliopsida; Poales; Poaceae
Exons: 3
Coding region: 742-1185 (147 amino acids)
Source: RefSeq, a predicted model, not a curated record